AUGCGGGAUGAAGGCCUGCAGCUCAACAUUCGGCGGAAGACCAUCGAAGAGAAGGCCUUCGGCGGACGAUCAGCAAGAAACAGGACUGCAAUGGUUCUGUCAGACGAUGUCUUCUAUGGUCGUGCCAUCAUGAAGAUCCCCCGACAGGCAGUCCUGACUUUGGAGACGGCGAGGGAAGAGAAGCUCCGGAAGGAGCUCACAAGUUUCCUUUUCGAGCAGAUGAAGCUGGAAAAGGUUUACAACAUAUCCAGCGAGGAUUACACGCACCUGCUCAGCUUAGCAUAUCCGCUCAUUGCAGAGCAGCGCAAUCUCCAGUCUGUCUUUCGAGAGUGGCUAGACGCAACACAGGACGCGCAGGUCUUUGCACUGCAGCUCACGCAUCGGCAGCAGAGGGUUCUUGUUGGCACCACCGUCGAGGAUGCCAUGGAGGAGAUGUCUUUCAGAAAGCACUUGAUCCUGGACACCGCGUCAAAUCUGACCUUCUUCAAGAAGAAGCCCGUUACCGAGACAGAAGCGGCCUGGGCGCUGGCUGUGAUCAUGCGGCAUGGCCGAAUCGUCCACCCUUACCAGGACCAGCGUGAUGUACGUAAUCCGCGCAUGUACAUCUUCCCACUGACGGAGCUGUUGGACGUCGCCAUGCAUGCCAGUGCCGGUGUGGCCAUCAGCUUUCAAGAAGAGGUUGUCAUAGAUGGAAAACGCGAGCAGGAUGUCGUCGUGCAGAUCGCGCGCAGGGACAUGCCAAAGGGCGAAGAGAUCUUUGUUUGGCCUGGCCGCCUGUCCAACAGCGAGAUGAUUGCCAGGCAUGGCUUCAGCUUUCGCGAGAACCCCAUUGGAAUUGGGCGGAAUGUAUCGCAGCCACCAAGCUGGACCGAAAACAAGAAUGCAAAGGGCAGAAAGGAAUAUGAUCUCUAUAACUGCUCCUCACUGGAAGCCUUUGAGAUGCGCUUCAGUGAGCAAGGCUACCCAAUGCGGAGCUUUGUUCGCUGCUAUCGCGUCUCUUGGUUCAUCACAAACGGCUGGUAUUCCCCCGCGCUGAAGAACCGCAUGAGAGAGCUGAACAAGUGGCCGCCACCGGACAAGUACACGAAACCUGACUGGCUGUCCUGGACCCAAGCCGAUGCUGAACUGAAUCGCGCUAUUCUGGAUUACUGUCAGUUCAUGAAGCAGCAGUUGAAGGACUCCAUGGAUGCAACGACUGCGGACGAUUUCCGGCACUCCAAAGAUCCUGUGGACCGUGUCUUGUGGCAUCUGCGAUCCGAGGAGUCCCGAACCUUUAAGCAUUGCAUAUCCGUGGCGAAGAAGAUCAAGAUGUGA
Molecule: messenger RNA, 1314 nt
Organism: Symbiodinium pilosum
Lineage: Eukaryota; Dinophyceae; Suessiales; Symbiodiniaceae
Source: the annotation of a GenBank genome assembly